Molecule: messenger RNA, 1948 nt
Organism: Xylaria bambusicola
Lineage: Eukaryota; Fungi; Ascomycota; Sordariomycetes; Xylariales; Xylariaceae
Product: salicylate hydroxylase
Exons: 3
Coding region: 365-1585 (406 amino acids)
Biological process (GO): secondary metabolite biosynthetic process
Molecular function (GO): FAD binding
Source: RefSeq, a predicted model, not a curated record
UGAGCUGUAGAGCAAAUUGAAAGCUCACCGAAUACUCUAGAAUUCGUGAUCGCGGUUUCAUUGUCAUUAUGCGUGGGUUGCACUGCACCCACUCCAUCUGCCGCUUAUUGUUCUGUUGGUAGAUGUUGCAGAACCAAUGGUGCAGUAUAAUAAGGGGGCCGAAUGUUUGCCCCGCCCUCAGUGUUGUCUAUGUCGGUCAUGUUUACUAGGUACCCAUAGGCAACGAACAAAUUCAACCAACAGCUGCUUAUGUCCCACUCGGAUGGUAAAACAUUUUUUUGAACACAAUUUGCAGGUGUCCUACUCUUUCCCACCUGCGAAUUAUCUCCUCGUCUUAACUCAUUCAUAGGUAAUCGAACAGAUAAUGCGCAUAGCUAUCAUUGGAGGCGGUCUCGCAGGCGUCAGCCUUGCAAACCUGCUUAUAAGGAACCCUAAUCUCGAGAUUGAAGUUUACGAGUCUAAGGAGUUCUCUGAGCGUGGUGCUACGGUAGGCCUGUCUCGAAGCGCCUUGACCGCACUGGAACGGAUACUGCCCGCGGCGGUAGACACUCUAGUAGAGAAAGCAGGAGCCGUACCAACUGAGUCAAUCCGCGUCAUGGUUGGCUCUGGGAAGAAUCAAGGAGAGUUUCUGUUUGAAAUUCCGAAUAUGAAACCCAGGAUCUCGGUUCCCCGAGCAUCACUACUCAAGGAGCUCCUAGCACAUUUACCUGAGAAAAUAUUGCAUGCGAAUAUGCAGUUGACAUCCAUCGACCAAGGGCCUGCUGGAGUAGCUAUCACGUUUUCAGACGGCACUACUCAUCAUUUUGACGCCGUCAUUGGCGCUGACGGUAUCAACAGUCAUGUUCGAGGGCAUAUUCUUACCGCUCAAGACCAGAGCUCACCGGCUGGUUUCUGGGAUUGCUGGGGAAUGUUUCCAAGUGAAAAGGUCCGCGGCAGUGUAGACGAGGAGUAUUUGAGGCCUGGGCAACAGUAUGCCUUCACAGCUGAUGGUGCCAUGUUAUUGUAUGCAUUGGUAGCAGGCGGAACAAUGGUUCAAGCUAUUAUCUCAAGCGCUGAAGAUGCAGGGGAGAGACAGGUCGAUCGAAAGCGGAAACUUGAAGACCAAGAGAAAGAGAAUUUGCGCCGGAAAUGGGGCGUUGCUAACGGUAUAGUUGAGCUUCUAUUGUCCGAUGCUUCCCUUCACGCAUAUUCACAAUAUGAACACAAGUCUACCGCGGCGUACUGCCAAAACAACAUCUGUCUCAUUGGCGACGCUGCUCACGCGUCUACGCCAUGGCAAGGUGCUGGCGCCGGGCAAGCCCUUGAGGAUUGCGUUAUCCUCGCAGCCCUGCUGAAUGGAAUCACGGAUCCGAAAAACAUAAGCAAAGCUUUCCGAGUAUAUGAGUCGGCGAGGAUGCCGAGGUGUAAACAAGUUAUUCAGUCUAGUAGAGAGGUUGGUAAUAUUAUGUGCAGUCAGGAGAAGUAUGAGAAUAUUGAGGACUGGAGGAAGGCCCUGAAGUGGAAGUGGGACUUUCUGUAUGAUUUCAAUCUUGAAGAGCAGGAGAGAGAGGCGCUGGAGGCAUUCAAGGUGUCGAUGGCUGCCUGAUUAAUUGCUAUAGAGCGAGAUGACAUGCUCAAUUCACAGAAGAGGUGCUAUGAGAAGUAACAAUAGUUUCAUAGUAAGGGAGGAGAAUAUAUUAGUAUUAGAUAGCUUGUAAUUGAACCUUUGCGACAAAACGCGGGAUUUAGUCAUUAACAACAAGGUCACUAGGAGUGAGCGGACCCUAUAGGGUGAUUCUCUUAUAAAAAGAUCUGGUUGAACGCUUGAAGGACGUCAAACGGGAGGGCACGUCGUUAUAAGCCAAGAUAUCAACGGAUUUCUUAAUAGAUAAAUAAACGAAGAUGGAUUAAUGAGCUCAUAAGUAGCUACCAUUGAGACUGAUAUGAACAUACUAUAAUGCUGUUUGUA